AUGUGGGGGUCGUGCCGACCCGGCCGACCUGGCCCAAACCGCGAGGGUCAUGGAGUACUUGCCGCCGGUGCGCUUCGUGCACAGGCAAUGGCUUCGGGCCCUUGUGUCGAGCCUUGUGCGAAUCCUCCAAUGCAAGAGGUGCAAAUCGAAGAGCAGAUCGUGGAGGUUCCCACGGUGUUGUACCAGGAGAAAGUGGUCGAGGUGCCCAAGAUACAGGAGACGAUCCUUCUAAAGCAAGUUCCGCGGGUUGAGGUUCACUUGUCUCCAAUCAUGGGCACAUUGCGCGUGUUUGAGCCGAUGGCAGCCUUGCUGAUGUUAUGUUGGGCGAGCAGGGCUUUCUUGUGGUGGCCCGUACGAGAGCCGAAAGUUGCACGGUAUGGCUUGGUCGACAAGCUUCGUGCAAAAGGCAAGCGGGCUAAACCGCAGCUCCGCCAGGUGGAUGGACCCGUUCCACUGUCGUCGGCACUGCCGCCAGGUUCCACAGCACCUGAGUUGCGAGCACGCGCACAUCGUUUGAUCGAGGGCCAGCCAGACCUUCUUGACACGGUGACGAAGUCAUCGGACUUCCUUCUCGUGCCCAUGCAGCCAGAGGAUGCUCAAGACUUGGCAGAUCUGCAGGAAGAAUGGUUUCCAAAGGAAUCCUGCAGAGGAGGUGAGCCUUGGUGUGCUCAGCUGCUGCGUCAUCCUGGCGUAAUUGCUUUUAAAGCCACGAUCCCUCAGGAUGAAACAGCUGCUCCAGUUGGCAUUGUUGUGGCCCUUGCAAGCCGCGAGGCUAUAGAGGAGUUUGCUGGUAAAGAUACCGCAGACAUGCUGCGAGUGGACGUGGCACGUCCCAAGUACAUUGCGUGGGACAGUGCCGGUGGCAGAGAGCUUGGCUACGUGCUGAGUCUAGGCAGCCUGGGAGAGCUCCGGCGCCGUGGCCUCGCAUCUGCGCUGCUCCGCCGGGCGAUGAGUGCCCUGCGCACUGCGGCCAAGCCCAGAGAGGAGCUCUUCGGAGGCGCGGGUGGUCCAAAAGACACAUCACUCAGAGCUGUGGCCCUGCACCUCGCAGGCUACAACCGUGUGGCUCGAGCUUGCUACGAACGUGCUGGGUUCGAGCUGCUGAAGGUGCAGGAAGUGACCAAAGAAGUGGCGAGACCAGUCUACGAGGUGACUGAGAAGAUCGUAGAAGUACCCCACGUCUUGAUCCAGGAGCGGAUCGAGGAGGUUCCAAAGAUCGAGUAUGUGAACCUGGUGAAGCAGAUCCCCAAAACUCAGGUAAGGGAGGUGCAAAAGCAGGUCGGUGUGCCGGUCUACCAGUGCCGGGAACGAGUGGUCGAGGUUCCUACUGCAAUGGUUGCUGAGCAGAUGGUCGAGGUCCCCCAAGUUCAUGUCGAGGAGCUUGUGAAGGAAGUACCGCGACCGGAGGUGCAAGUCGUGGCGAAGCCCAUUGAAAAACCAGUCAACGAGUAUGUGGAGAGGGUCGUGGAGAUUCCACAUACGACGAUUCAGGAAUGCAUCGUCGAGGUGCCGAAGGUAGAAGUGCACGAGCUGGUGAAGCAGGUUCCUCGGCAUGAGGUCCAAGUUGUCGACAAGCAGGUGGAGACGGUGGAGGUUCAGUAUGUGGAAAAGCUUGUCGAGGUUCCGCACAUCAUCUACGAGGAGAAGAUCGUGGAAGUGCCCACCGUAGAAGUUCGCGAGGUGAUAAAGCAGGUUUCCAAGCCCGAGGCCGGGAGGUGCAGAUCUCUGAAUGCCGCUGAGGCCUCCAAUGCUAAGUCGCCAAUGGGAGGUGCAGAUCUCUGUGAGGUCGUUUUGCGAGCUUUUGCACCGGCUCCCAGCCUGUAUGGAACGGAAUCGAAGCCUUCGAGUCAAUCUGACACUUCUCCAGAUGCACAGGAUUGCACAGGCCUGAGCAGCUAA
Symbiodinium sp. CCMP2592 is the source of this 1899-nucleotide messenger RNA. The record is from the annotation of a GenBank genome assembly. Lineage: Eukaryota; Dinophyceae; Suessiales; Symbiodiniaceae.